CAAACGAGGUGGAUAAUUAUCCAACUUGGGUUUCACAGAAGGCAGAUAUGUACUAUAUCCACAUUCGGUGAUAUCACGAAGAAACAAAGGAAAAUAGUAGAAAUAUCAAUGACAUGUACAAAUUAUAAUAAAAAACGAUAUAUUCCACCUAUAAAAUGCCUAAAUAGAUGAGCCAUUGCUACCAAGAAACCACGAAGAUGGAAACAGUGGAGCAAAAAUGCCAAAUUAAUGUCGAAAAGAAGAAGGGAGGCUUUGUCACCAUGCCUUUCAUCUUUGCAAAUGAAAUAUGUGAGAAAUUGGCUGUCGUCGGGUUUAGUACAAACAUGAUAAGCUACUUGACAAGUCAGCUACACUUACCUCUUACUAAGGCAGCCAAUACACUAACAAAUUUUGGAGGCACAGCCGCCAUGACUCCUCUGGUCGGCGCCUUCUUAGCCGACUCCUUUGCCGGAAGGUUUUGGACCAUCACGAUUGCUUCCAUAAUUUACCAAAUAGAAGCGAACUCAGGCCAGCUGGCAAUCCUCUACAUUUCGCUCCUACUGACGGCCUUGGGCUCGGGGGGCAUCCGACCCUGCGUAGUCUCGUUCGGUGCCGACCAAUUUGACGAAAAUGACCCUAAGCAGAAAACGUCCACUUGGAAAUUCUUCAAUUGGUACUAUUUCUGCAUGGGGGCUUCGAUACUGGUGGCGAACACGGUCAUCGUGUACGUUCAGGACAACAUUGGGUGGGGUUGGGGGUUAGGUAUACCCACCGUAGCCAUGGGCAUUUCGGUAAUUGCGUUCGUGUUUGGGUACAAUUUGUACCGAAAGCUUGACCCGGCGGGCAGCCCGUUUACCCGCCUGGCCCAGGUGUGUGUGGCCGCGUAUAAGAAGAGGAAGUUGGCCAUGGUUUCCGACCCCAAAUUGUUGUACGAAAAUGACCAACUCGAUGAGGCGAUUUCUUUGGGCGGCAAGCUUCUUCAUACUAAGAGUAUCGGCCGCGCCCGCCCUAACGGCCAUCGUGGCCGACCGAUGGCGUUAAGGUUGAAGAUCAACUAUGGGCGAGGGUUCCUGGACAAGGCGGCCAUCGUGACCCCUGACGACAACCCUAAAUCCCCCGACCCAUGGGCCCUCUCCACCGUCCACCGCGUAGAGGAGUUCAAGUCCAUCCUCCGCAUGGGCCCCAUCUGGGCCGCAGGCAUCCUUCUAAUCACCGCCUACGCCCAACAGAACACCUUCUCGCUCCAGCAGGCCAAGACCAUGGACCGCCACCUCACCCCCACCUUCCAAAUCCCACCCGCAUCCAUGUCCGUCUUCACCUACGCAUCCAUGCUUGCCACCAUCCUCCUCUACGACCGCAUCUUCGUCCGCGUGGCCCGCCACUUCACGGGUCUCGACCGCGGGAUUUCCUUCCUCACCCGCAUGGCCAUAGGCCUCCUCAUAUCAAUCCUCGCCACCUUAGCCGCGGGCUUCGUCGAGCUCCACAGAAAGGACGUGGCCCGGGCCCAUGGGCUUCUGGAUCGGCCCGCAGACACGAUCCCCAUCUCAUUUGUGUGGCUCGUGCCACAGUACUGUCUGCACGGGGUGGCGGAGGCGUUCAUGUCCAUCGGGCAUCUCGAGUUUUUCUACGAUCAGGCGCCCGAGAGCAUGCGCAGCACGGCCCCUGCAUUGUUCUGGCUCUCGAUUUCGGCUGGAAACUACACGAGCACGCUUUUGGUGACGUUGGUGCACAGGUUCAGUGACUGGCUGCCAGACCGGAAUCUGAAUCGGGGGAAGUUGGAGUAUCUGUAUUGGUUGAUUACGCUGAUGCAUAUUAUACAUUUAAGCCGGUUCAGGCUCGUGGGGGCCAAGGGGAUGAGGUUGAGCUUAGUGGCCGAGGCUGAAGGG
Messenger RNA from Striga asiatica, 1865 nucleotides. The record is from the annotation of a GenBank genome assembly. NCBI's taxonomy places the organism in Eukaryota, Viridiplantae, Streptophyta, Magnoliopsida, Lamiales, Orobanchaceae.